AUGGAUGAGCAAAACUCCCAGGAGCUGAUCCAGGCCGUGCAGACACUCACACGGAAGGUCAAACGGAUUGUUCCAGACAAUGAAAAGGAUGACCGGUACUGGGAGAAACGGAAGCGGAACAACAUGGCCGCCAAGCGAUCGCGGGAAAAUAAGCGAUUUGCUGAAAUGAGUGUCCGCCGUAAAAUGAGACUGUUGGAAGAAGAAAAUUACAUUUUGCGAAAAGAAAUCUCUGUGAUUAAAUCCAGGUACGGGGUCCCCGUGGACCAAGAAUUCCUGUCUGAGCAGGAAAAGGCCCAGUGUCGGUCAGAGGUUCAUUCGGAUGGCAAGGUGCCAUACGACGGUGUCACCAGUCGAACAGACGAAGUCUCGUCCCCAGUGUCCACCACCUCGGCAUCUGUAUCUACAUCUCCGCACAGGGUCACCCCUGAAUUACAGUACCAAGCCAACUACCCAGCAGAGUACCCCCCGCCGAAGCCGGAACCUAUGGAGCGGGAAACGCUGGAGGAGAGUUAUCCGCCAAGAAAGAGAAUGACAGUUUCCGGGCGGCGCCCGGUUCGCCGGUCUCAGGUUCCCCAGACGCUCUUCUAUGGCAGUUCGUAUGGGGCCCAACUCAUGUGGACGUCUGCGCGAAGUCUGAAUCUUGGUCCAUUAGCAGGGAACAUGCAGCAGCUUUACCACGAAUACUCGUUAAACAAUGAACCUGUUGAUUUCGUCGGCGAUGAACACCCUUUGUCCCACCCUGGCCACACGUCUUUGUAUCCGUCGGGUGUCCCUCGGCCAAACUGUGUGAGGCCUAUGGAAUAUUCCCAAGGAUACAAAGCUCCUGUUGACUAUACUCCCGUCAGUUAUGACAUUGUUCCCACGGAUCUUUCUCCACUCAGGGAUAGAUACCCUGACGAAAGUACAGCAUCAAGAGAGAAACACGCUGAGGAUGAUACCGUUGCUCAACCGAAAGAACAAUCGUCUGGAAAUUACGAUGUCAUCCGGAAGCGCCGUCCGUCGGAUGAGUACGUCUACGGUUAUUCUGCCAAUUGUGAUCCAGGGCUGAGGCACCAUGAGAGCAGCGGUCAGUCUAGUGCUGUCCACAGUCCAUCCUUCACGCACUCACCACCGGGUCAUUGGCAGGAGUCCAACCGAUCUUCACAGGAUGUUCCCUAUGUUAGUCGGUCGGACGCGUGCUACUUUGACCAUCGGUCAACCCACCACGAUGAUACCGGACGAGCGGCAAGCUCAUAUUCCCAGCAGCUACCACAAGCGGAAGAAAGCUAUGAGCUCCGGCGGGAAAAUGAAGAGUUAAAAGUCCGCAUCCGGCAACUGUUCUCACAAGUCUCCAAAAUGAAGGACAUCGUCUUACCGGAUUGA
This is a messenger RNA of Liolophura sinensis, 1362 nucleotides long. RefSeq lists its product as uncharacterized. The record is from RefSeq and is a predicted model, not a curated record. Bases 1 to 1362 code for a protein of 453 amino acids. Gene Ontology annotation, molecular function: DNA-binding transcription factor activity; DNA binding. The transcript has a single exon. Gene Ontology annotation, biological process: circadian rhythm; regulation of DNA-templated transcription. Gene Ontology annotation, cellular component: nucleus. Lineage: Eukaryota; Metazoa; Mollusca; Polyplacophora; Chitonida; Chitonidae.